Molecule: messenger RNA, 16295 nt
Organism: Porites lobata
Lineage: Eukaryota; Metazoa; Cnidaria; Anthozoa; Scleractinia; Poritidae
Source: the annotation of a GenBank genome assembly
GUCAAAACUGAAUGACUACGACCGCUCGCUGUUGGGAAAACAGCUUAAAAGUAUACUAUUUUCUCUGCUAAAACUCAAGUUGCUUGGUGAGUUGGAUUGAUAUCUUAGCAUGCAGCGAGGGUAACAAACUAUCGUGGCAACGGAAUCUCAGAAACGCCGAUUCAAAACACCGAAACGGAAACACGUUUGUUUCAACAUAGAAUCAAACAAGGUAAGAAACUGAUUAUUUUAAUUCGAGUACAACGAAAGAUAACUCAACCUCUCUCUCUUUUUACUUUGUUUUGGAGGGAAACAAAUCAACAGAGCAAAAAACCUUUCUUUCGAUAACAUGCAAGCAUUUUAUUCAAGAACCGUUUUCAAUUAUCUUAGCGGUCAAACAAAAUAUUCCGCUGUUCCCUGUUCUUAUUAUGCCCUAACCUGUCAGCGCUAAUCUUGGCGUGGUCUUGUAAGGCAGCAUUUUAAACUGCUCGAAAAACGAUGCUAUUUUACUGCCUGACGUAUCAGAGUCUCAUGGAACUGUUCUUUUGAUAAUCAGAAAAGCGUGUUUUAUUACUUGUCAGAAUAACAUCUCGACAACUUCUAUUUUAAGUCGACUCUUAAAUACGCGUUAACUCUCACUGAUUAUUACUCUUAGAUACGGCUACAACAGUCUUGGAUAAAGGUGUAUAAUCCAUGUCUUGGCAUUACAUACUUUUAAUUUAUUAGACGUAUUAAUAAAAAGUGUGUGAGAUAAGCCCGUGUACUAUAUUUUCCACUACAGUUUAGUCAACACAGUAUCAAGGACUGACAAGGCCGUUUAAGGCUUGCGUUAGAAACGACAAAGCACUGACCUUCCCUACGUUUUUAUAAGCUCUCUCUUGCUUUGCGGUGGCAUAUCAUCUGAUCUUCUUGUCUUUGGUGCUUGAAAGAAUUGCCUCGUUUUUCCCGAUAGUUCAACAAUUACCCUGCCAAUCAAAUCAUAGAAUUUCCAAUGGACCUAGAAUCAAAAAGACACAAACAAAGUCGUGCAAAGCUAGUUUACGUACAGACACACAAGUUUCAGUGUAAAAUGUAAGUUGCAUAUACUGUUAGAGCGGUUUUCACUUGACUGUCGUAAAACCAAGACCAAAGUAAAUACACUAGCCAACCAAAGGGCGUAGUAAAACCAAAACCAAAACCAAAACCAAUUACUUUCGACAGUCAAGUGAAAACCGCUCUAAGGCCUAUUAAUAAACGGUAAACUUUGUCCAUACAAACGCCUGUGUAAGUUCAGAAGUCUUCUCUGUUGAAAUUUAUGCAUUCAAUGAUAAGAUUAUAACAAAGCUAACUAAUUAUAAUGUAUAGGAAUUCUGAACCAUGUAAAUCUAACUAAUUAUAAAUCAUGUCUUUCGAAUCUCAGUCAUGAUCAGCUGAAAAUGCGAACAGGCAGGUUGAACCAAGUGGUCACAUGACGGGAGCAUUCCACUAGUUCUAGCUACUGAAUGAAGCAUAAUUGUAGAACAGUUGUUACUUUUAAAGUAAAACUUAGAUGCAGGAACCCCUUAGGGCACCCCAACCGGUAAAAAAAACGGCCCUCCCCACCCCUACCCCCCUCAUUUGUGUUAAAGGGUUAGGUUUGAUUUCGACGAAUUCGCGUCGUAGAGUUGUAAUGAAAAUCAACGCGUGAAGGUAAACAAACGGCCACUAACAUUCAUGGCCCUUUUAUUACAAGUAUUUCCAAUUCUUUCAUAUUUCAUUUGUGAGAAAGAGAAUGAUAUGAUACAUAACCUAAGUAUUGAGCCAGCCGAAAAACAGCCCUGGCAGUAUGGAUAUUUUGACAAUUUUUAUCAUGGAAAUGGACCCUCUUAUAAAUUGCCAACUGUUGAUCUACUGCGAAAAAACUAGUACCGCUAAUUGCCCAAGAAAAAUAUAUUGGAUUAAUUUGACAUAUUUCAACAAUCCGUUGGCACCAGUUUAUGGCGGCAUGAGAGAAAAUUUUAAAGGACCAAAAAAAAUUAUGACCUGAAACAGCUUUUUAAAUUCGAUUUAAAUUUUCAAACAGUCCAAUGGAAGACUAUCAAUACUAAAGAAGGAGGUAGGAUAUGGAAAGGGAGAAUCUGUAUACUUGCUGAUGAUGUAUUUUGCUUAUGAAGGUACAGACAUGACACACGAUUAAUUCUUUUGAUUCAGUAAAAUAGUUCUCGUUAUUGUAAAAAGACCACAUAUUUACACUUAUCAAAAGCUGCUAAUUUUUCGGAACGGUGACCCAUUUGUUUGCAUUCACUACCGCAAAAUCGCGUUAACCAUCCGGCGUAAUACAGAAACCGUUUUGAGUUAAUGAAAAGGUAAAAAGCCUACAAAGAAUGUAUCUUUAGAGCAAGUAUUUUCUACAAAUUAGUAAUGUUUGACACGAAACACUUGAAGAAAAAAGAGGGGUUCCAUAAACAGUAAGAUGUUUAAAACAUCUUCAGCAGUAGCUAUGCAAUACACUAACUGAUAAACUUUAGCCUGCAGUGAAAGAAACGCCUAUCGAAUUUUACCUGCAAAAGCAAUCACCGCCGAAUGUAAUUAAAAUCUCUCUUUAUGAGUCAAACCACAGAAGCAAGGAGAAAGGAAGUUUACAAGAGAAUUCAAAUCUGACAAAAACUUCCUUAAAUUCAAAUAUUGCGAACAUGAUUAAUCGCUGUGGAAGUGUAAAAUUAAGUCGCCAGAUGUUUUUCGCUUCAUCCAUUUGUCCGAAAAAUCAGUAGUUUAACUGAGAGCAGCAAGAACUGUUUCAAAACAUGAAUUUUUGUAGCAAUCUGGACAGCGAAGGAAAUGCCGUAGCUAAGAUUGAGUCGGAGCUCCGUGUUAUUAAGCCAUGCCGCAAUAUAUUGAAGAGAAUGACAUAAAAAUUAACAAUGACCCUAUGGGAAGAUAUAUCCAAAAAAAAAAGAAGAACGAAAGAAAAAAAGGUAGAAGGUUAAGUUUCACCAGGCCUGGUUAAAAUUCUUGCGUAAUAUCAGGAGAUAAUAUGGUACAGUGCUUGUAAAUUGUGAAUUGUGCGAAGAGUAAUUUCCUCAAAGUAGAAAAAGUUGCACUUAAGUGUUACAUCAGCUAGACAGUUGAGAAAAGCAGCGAUAAAGUUAAAAAAUACCGGCCGCCACUUUUUCAAAAUUAUCUAAAUACAACCAGAUUUAAUCCCAGUUCACCCUUCACACAUUGUCGCGUCUCUUAUGCUCUUCUCGCCAUCAUAUGAAACUUAUAAGCGGACACGGAGAUUUCAUUUUAAUUUAAAGUGCUUCGAUGCCCAAAAUUGCGUGACCAACAGUAUUGUCAUAGAAACGCCUGACAGUUGGUCGAGUAAUAAACGGUAUGAUUGCGAUAAAAGGCGUAAAUUAAAAACUUGAUUACUACUAGUGAUAGCCCUUAGAAUUCUCUUCUUAAUUACAGUUAGGUAUUAAAAGAUAAAUGACAAAAUAAGAUUGAACCUUUCACUCUUAAUCACGGCGGUCAAAUAAAAAAAUGCACAAAAUAAUUCAAAUUUUUAUUUUUAUUUUUCAUUCAAAAAAGUCUAUGCAAAUGUUCUACUAAAGAGCUUUCAUUUUAAUGGGUAGAACCAUAGAAUUUCGACUACAGAUUGAAAAGUUAAGGUGACCAUGAUACCGCCAUAUGUGGUUUAGGAGUUAACCCAAGAGUGUCAAGAGUGGCCAACAUCAAUUUUCUUCUAACAAAAUCAAAACAUCAUCUAGAGAAACGAAUAGGAGAAUUGACAAACUGAUACCUUAAGGUAAAAUGCAUUGUUCUUUUGGAUCAAUUUAGGUUUGUGGGAAACUGCCCACCUACCCCUCCCCUAAGCCAACAUUUUGCCCGAAGUAAGAAGUAAGUGUUCAUGUUAGCUUAGGGGAGAGGUAGGUGGGCAGUUUCUCAGAAACCUUUAAGGAAAUGUAUUGUGAUCAGUCUAGUUAAUUUGUAGUAUGUGGGUAAGUAUUGGGCCUAAAGAGUAGAAAUGUGAAUUAAAAUAAAAGAGUUCGGCGUUUUCAUCGAGGACAUCCUGUGAUCUGAUGAGUAAUGUAGCACUACUAUACAAUACCUCAGGAAUUUUUUCCGCGUUCGAAAGAAAACAGCUUGGUUUUAUAUUUUCAGUAUAAAUAAUCCCAUCGACUAUAAAUAGCAAAGUUUGCUGGGAAAAUGGGCCAACGUUAAAAAGUUUGCUAGCUGUGUUUUCGUUUCUUAUGUGUUUGUUUGACCAGUUUAUUUUAAAGAAUUCGGUUGACAUGGAGUGCUGUGAUGGCGACCCACGCACAGAGCAAAACAGUAGUUUUUGAAAAUGAUCUUGAUGACGACUUUGUCCGCAUAUUGGGUAUCCUGUGCAAGUGCGCGGGUGCCCAUGCGCAGCGAUGACUUUAUUUUCGUGGUGUUUUGAAUUUAAAAAAAUGUAUUAACGAACGUGAUAAAAGUGUUCGGAAUGGUCGUGACUUUUGUACUGUUAAAUUGACAAGAAGAGAUAACGGUGAAAAUAAUAAUCCCAAGACUUUUUAAAUGUAUAAGACAGAUUUUAGGAGUUGAAUAUGACUGAAUGAAUUCCGAAAAAGAUUGUAAGCGAUCUGCAGCUUAUUUGCCAAGCUUUUAAGACACACACAACUAGGGCUGUGAAGUUAAAGUUUGCAAAUAGAAGUAAGUUUGCAAAUGAGCGGUUUUUAUAUUUAUGCGGUUCUAAGUAAUUGCAUUCAAACUUCUUGCGUAUAUGGGAGUCAAAUUAAACAUAAAAAAUAAGACAUCGUUGUCGGUUUAGACUAACACUAAUUGAAAGUUGAUACAUUUUAUUACCAUAUCUCGCUCAUGUCAAUUGUUCUAUUCCAGAGUCUUAUUCAUUCUCCUAAGCAUCCUAAUCGACUCUGGUACUGAGUGGUAAAUUUAAGAAACUAUACACUUUUGACCGUGAAACAUAUUUCUUGCGGAUGAAAUUUUGCGUUAGUUUCUAUUUGCGGGAAAGUUUUGUUAUAUGACGAUGGCUGAAAAAACCUAGUAAGUGUAACCAGUGGAAAGUGAUCAAUAUGCAUGACAGCUAUUCAUCGAAGCUGUCCUAUGUAAAUUACCUAUUUAGCAAAGUGUCUGAGGAAGUUUUACCACUGAAUUGUUUUAUACUUCAAGCUCAAAGGGUAGCUCAUUUGUCACGGAAAAUACUCUCUUCUCGCAAGAUAGAAGUUGCAUUCAAAGAGCAACCGCAAAUUACCUACAGUCAUAGCUGAUAAAGAUUCCUCAACCAUAACAAGUUAUGGGUCUUUCCCAGUAUGCGCCUUUUUGCAUCGACGAAAAAAUUGGACGAAGAGGGAAAAGUACUCCAUACAAACGAUAUUAAUAGUAAGUAUUCCAUACUAGCAAGGCGGACAAAAAAUAUUAAACCGUAUUAUUUGGACUUUGGGUACUUGAAGACAAAGUCAGUUGUGCUUGGUAGUUCAAUAAAUUCUUAUCAUCCCUGUUAAAGCUACAUAUCGAGAUUAAAAAUGCAAAUUAAAAGCCCACCUCCAUGUCAACAGUUUUAAAUGUCCAGUGAGACAAACAGCAAGCAAUAGAAACAGAGCAAGGUGUUAAUAUGCGUCUCUGUUGCAAGUGAAGCCGGCAAUGAAAACAAUAAAUUUUCGUUUUACAUGUUCGCCACAAAGGAAGCGACAGAUCGUUUUUCGGCAAUGGACACUCUGGAAUAAUCUAUCUAUCGCGGCAUGGUAAAAGGUAACUGGAAAAAUGGGAGCCACAAAUUUAAACGGCUUUCUUGUUAAGGGAUAUCUUUUUAAAUAACGUUCUGUUUAAAGAAAAAAUGAAAACUAAAAAUAAAUUAAAGAAUAAAACAAUCGCCAGCACCAAAUUUAAUUUGGCGGUAAACACUUUUUACGCGGUUUUGCGAGGGAUUAAACUUAAUUACACACUACAGCUGUAAUUCAAAAGGCUGGUGACUAUGUUAUUUCGUUGAUGAACGAAUUAUCUUCGUUCGAGAAUCGUCGUUUCAAUCACCUUUAGGGAAAUUAACCUUCGAAGCUAUUUUGUAAAUACAUACAGUACUAUGAUCUUACACAGGAUUUAACAACAACAUCAUCAACGAGGUAAAGAGACCAGGACAUGCAUAUUAAGUUUAUAUCUAGGUUAAUUUAUUGCCUUUAAGAAGUUUCUAUGUCGCCUUUUUAACUGCCGAACCCUGAGUCAAAAACAAAAGGAAAAUUUAAAAAAAAAAUAGACGUCGGUUUUACUGCGAUGAGAUUUCUGUCAGUGGACGAUUUUAUUUCUUUCCUUUCGAUGGAGGAUUCACUAAUUAUGGCAAUAGCGGCAGAAGGCGGUAAUAAGCUUUCUAUGGUUCUUCGAUUCUCCGCAUCAUUACAAACGUUUAGUAAGUUCUAUGAUUUAUCAGCUGAAACAAAGAAACGCAACGUCAAAUGGGCGCCGUGCUGGACAGCGGUAUACGUUCAUGUGGAUCUUUCUAAAAUUUGCGCAAAUUUGGGUCUUAAUUAUAAUGAUCACAACUUCGCACAGGCGUCGGAGCUCGUUCCUGGGUUUUCGCUGUACUGAAUACUUAUCAAAGCAAAAACUUUGUUCUUGUUGUUGUUUUAGUUUUUUUUUUCAUUCGAGUUGUGGUUCUGCAACAAUUAAAACCUGACAGUUUUUAGCAAAGCCGUUGAUCAUCAACAAAGACAAAUACACAAAUAUAUACUUAUAUAUGUUUUUUAAAUCAGCCAAUAGACUAGGUUAAAUAUAUUGGUGACUUGGCGACUGCUUGCCUUUUAACAAGUGAUAUUGAGAGUUAGUUCACCGCUUAACCUCCUAACUCGCAAUAGCUGGAGAAACAACUUCCCAUCAAAAUAUUUGAACAACAAUUUCGCGAAAUACUUGUAUAAUCUAUAUUUAAUUUGUUACUCAAUACACUGUAGUCUAAGAUAAGAUAAUCAACAACCGUUUACCAUUCGGUGUCUAUAUUAAACUGAAAGCUAAAGGAAUUUAACAGUGCCAAAAUUCAGUCAUGAUUAGCCAUAAGGUUGACAGGCAUUAUAGUUUCCUGUACUGAAGUAUAUUUUGCAUCUAUAGAUAACUGGUAGAAGAGAUAAAGCUGGUAUCACAAAACAGGCCAAACAAACUGGUUUAAAAUAAACGAAAUCCAGAAAUAUUCCCUUCGCACCUUUACUAUUGUUAGAUCAUGAUAUGACUUACCACAAUGUACGGCAAGUAAAUAUUUCUAAACGUCAUCCCAAAAAGAUGAAAUACAAGAAGAAGCACAACCAUUUGCCGAAUUUUAGUUGUUUUUGCGCAGAAUAACACUUCUAUGACGUAAGAAAAUUAACCAAAAUAACACUGUAAGAAAAUUUUCAGAUUUGAUUUUCAGUUUAAAAGAGAAAAGCACUCUUAAAACGUACUACCAAGGUUUCAUUGCAUGAAUGAUAAAUAUCACAGGAUUUCGCCUAACGUUCGCCGGGUAACUUUAUAUAAUGAUGCGAUAACAGAAUCUGCGGAUAAAUGAAGGCUAAACUUGUACAGAAAUUUGUACCUUGUAUUAAGAACAUCUUCAUUUAUUGUUAAGAGGAGGAGCUUUGAGCUGUACAAUACACUUCGCCCGGCCCAACAGUUCGGAAUUGUACAAAAUGGACGCGAUCAUAUCCCUAACAAUGCAUUGGUUAAUUAUUCUAGAAAUAUUACAAAAAUGGAACGCUACCGUUGGGUUUUUGAAGUCAGUGGAAAACUACAUACAGCAGGAUAUUGUGUUUCUGUUUGGCAAAUUACACUAUCUAACAAGCAACUUUUAGCGUUCAGUAGUUCUCUAAUUGCUAUUGCGAAAAAUGGUCAAUCAAACGUACCCUUGGGCGAACCAAAAUACGUCAUGAAUGAUUCACUAAACAGCUAAAACAUAGACAAAUUUCCAGGUUAAUUUCAAUUGCAUCCGAAAAUCCUAAGAAAACUGAAUUACGUAUAUGGUCUACAAUGAAUUUUUCCUUUGAAUGAUUUCUGGCGGCAGGUGGCACUUAUUUUCAUCGCGUACGUGCACCACAACGCCAUUCCCGUGGUAACAAAAAGAAACCCACCAACCGAGCCCCUCCCCUCCGACCGACUUCCCCCGUCCCCCUUCUCCCUCGGGUACGCCUCUCCCACAGCAAAACAGCAGUUACGCAGUUUCGUUUUAAAAAACACACACACACUCACACACACUUCGGCUACUUUUAAUUGUCGCUAUCAACGCUGUUAUGCGUUAUUCAAGUCGUUUGGAAGGCAGAAAUAGAAACAUUAACAAACGAAAUUAAGCUGGAAAUGUUCCCUUUAUUUUAAGCAAAAUUAAGUAAUUACAGAAGAGGACAUUAGUGAUGUUGACAUGUACAGAAUUUUGGAUAAUAAAUAGUUUUCCCAAACGAAAACAAACAACCAGUUUUAAGACAAUAUCAUUACUAAACAUGCACGCUUACAUUUCCAGCAAUUUACAUCUAAUUGCUGGAAAGUUUGCUUUUAGCAUCCUACAACAUGGAAACCAAAUAUUCUUGGCUUCGAGAAAGCUAAAAAUGUCACUUUCAUUCAGAAGAGGUAAAAAUGUCACUUACGUUUAUUUGCAUUGCCUUUUGGUUAAACAUGUUUGUAAGAAUAACAACUUAAGGAGAUGGCUUCAAAUAUAAUCUGCUCAACGUUCGUCGACGAUCGCUCAUUUUUUUUUUUUUUUUUCAAAAAAUGCAUAUCGUCAAGAUUACGUUUAUGCCAAAUUAUCAACUGUGGCAGCGACGAGAGUGACGUGGAAGUCUUUUAAAAGCACUAAUUUUUCAGAUGUAAUUCUGUUACCAAGACAAUCGAAUACUGGUUUUCACCUCAAACUCUACCUGAGGCUGGUCAAUACUCUCCAUUGACACCUGAGUAACUCAUAUAUCAUGAAACACAGAAAUCUGUGUUUUACAACGUACGCGUUCAGUUUAGAAACUGACAGCUAAAUUACUCAUCAGUUUCAACUUCCGAGAAACCGUCCAAUAUCAGCACGUUCUUGUUAUCAGAUUAGGCAAACGCUACACAUCGUAAAUUAUUUAGCCAAAUACGUCAAUUUUAUAUCCAAACUUUUCAAGGCAUCCUUAGUGUUCACUUGGUGUGUACGUAUUCUGCAGCAAGACUCGUUUCAAAGGUAAGAAGGAUCAUUUUUACGGGUGAAAGUUUUCUGUCGUUGUUCAACAGAUAACCUUCAAAUACCUUAGCUAUUAGCGUUUAUUUCAUACGAAUUAAUAGGAAAUAAGAUUGCACAAUUACGUUAUUUUGUGAUUUCUUGGCUCUAUUUCGAUCUUCGAAUGGCAGGUUUUAAAGCAAUUUGCAUUUUUAAAAGUCAUUAUCACUAUUUUUAACAGAAAGAAAAGAGAUUUGGCGAAAACGCUAUACAUUUACAUAAAAUGGUUUUAAUGACAUGAUUUGAAAUAAAAUUGUCAGUAAGCGAGCUCUAAGGCAUGCAUGAUGUUAUAAAAACGUCUAUGGAGUCUGAAUUAUUAAAAGUGAAUCGCCAAAUAGCUUUUCUCUACUUAAACAUGAUUUAAAAUUUUAAGUUCGCAGUCUGAUAAGGGUAUAAUUUCUUUAAGUCACUAAUUUUCCCGACUUUAAAAUCCUUUGUCUAAAAACUCCUCGCGUAAAUUCAUUGUUCGUAGUUUUGACUAAACUGCUCAUUUUGCUGAAAGAAAGAAAACAAUUUUAUGCAGUGCCACAGUAAGGAGAAAAAACUGCUGUGUUUUCAUAUUUCCUUGCAUAGUCACUCGCAGAGCCUAUACUGUUUUAAGGCUGAUAUUGAUCUUCGUUUACUAUUUACGUAAAGGAAACACCUUCAAAAACCCCUUAUUGAGCUUCAGUAGUGAAAUUUUACCUCCGUUGUUUUAUUCUAAUAUACUGAUAUGUCUUUAUUUUUUUGUAUUUCUCCCUCAUCUGUUCCUUAUGAACAAGUCUAGUAUUGUUUUAAUUACACUGUAAAAAAUAUUCUAACUGUUGACAGAGUAAAAUUCCCUUUAUUGAGUCUCUCCUUUACUACUUUAUCUUGGUAGCUGUGUGCUGACUGACUGAGCUGCUUUCACUGGGUAAACAAUAAAUGAUUUCAGGGAAAUCACUUUUCAUAGCUUUUUUUGUUUCCCGUAUUCUUUCAAAAAAUGAACAAGUUUUUAGAUUUUUCCAAAAGUGACAGCUCAAAAAGAAGUACAAAAAAAUUGGUCACAUUUUAACUACUUGAAUAGUCCGUCUUUAUUUUCAUUACAAUUUGUUUCUCUCUUUUCAUUCGUAUAAAAGUCACGUUAUUUGAUACCAGUGACCUUACUCUCUCGUAUUUUGCGAAAUGGUUUAAACAGGACAUGCAGAAAUGAGAUUCAGCAUACUGCACGAUUAUCAGAACAACUGGAAAACCAAAUUAUAAAAAAAACAACAACGAAAGACUGAGUAUAGUGGAUAAGUUGGAAAAGCAUUUAUAAACUGAAGGAUGAUUGUAUUCCCAAAGCAAUGGGACCGCCAAUACCUUCUUUUUUCCACUGAAAAAAGAUCAGAAAAGACGGGUGAUUCGCCAGGACUUUUAACCGUCUUUGUCAUCAACGACUGAUCAAAUUUUCAUCUCUGGAGAAAUUUCCAAAUAGUCAAAGUUCUUAACUAUAACCCGGAAACUUCAAAACCAAAACGAAAAAAUUUAUUAACACUAAUCCUGGGGCUAACGGAUAUACACGAAAGCACACAUGACUGUAAUUAAAAAUAGGCGAGGAAGUUUAAUUAUCUUUAGUCACGUCUCGCGAAAUCUAUCGAGGAACAAGAGAUAAGCGUUAAACUUUGCGACAAAAUGGUUGGGGAGGUCGAAAUCCCCUCCCCACCCCACCUCGUUAAGUCUCGUCCGCAUCUUUAGGCCGCGUCCACACAAAUCCUGAUGUUUUUUAAAACCGCAUAUAAUUUUACACGAAUCAGUCUUUCGUACACUCGAAAGCAGUGGAUCUGCUCACCGAAACCGUAGCUUUUUGAAACGAAACCACUUUAAGGCCUCGUUCGCACGAACGUAGACUUUCUACAAUUCUGCGUCUCAAAAAAUCUUAAAAGUGAGCGAAGCGACCGCUGAGCGACGAAGUCUCGAGGUCGACUUGUUUCGCCUGAAUGGAUUUGAAUCAUAUUAUAAAUUCACGCGGGAAAAAAAUGAUUGACAUAUGCUAUGUCGGGAGCGGCGUGAAACUGAUCACUCACUGUCCUAUUGGUCAAUUGUCAUGACGUCACCGGUAGAAUUUUCCACCGGCGAUUUCACACCAAAUGGGUAUGAAAAAUCCUUUAAAAUGGCAUAAACAACCAGGAAGGAUUUUUAGAAAGUCUAACACAAAUCCGGGUAAACAAUUUGGGGUUUCAAAAUGUCUGGAUUCGUGUGGACCUGACCUUAGUUUUUAAGCGACGUACCAGCAGGUCAUUUGCCACUAAACUUUACUUAUACUGAUUUGGCAAAUGAAAGAGCUUUUUCUCUCAUGAGUUUAAUUAAGUUCGCUGCUUUGGAUUUUCUCGUUAGCGUUAUAUGUUAUUGACUUGUAAAGCCAAACGAGGGCUACUCUAAAAGUCAGCUGGAUUUACACAUAAACUUAAGUUUUGCAUAGACAAUAGAUAUACUAGAAAUGAAGCAAAUUUAUUCACGAUACCUAUUAAAUUCUUGUUAUUAGGAAUUUUCAUUUUUGCUUAAUUCUAAUGCCAUAGCUCUUUGAGCCACCAAAUUAUACGCGCCUCGACUAAACUUGUGCGCUAACUGAAUCAAGAUGAAUCCAUAAAUUUUCAAAAGAAUUAACAAGAGCUACCAUUUUACUUCCCACCUCCCGACCUUUCAGGCUUUUCAAAGAACUUUUUCUUCGCACGCACGUUUAAAAUGUUCUAAGUGCCCAUUUCGUGAUGUAACAAAGACACGCGUGCAACCCCUAUCUGAGCAUCUCUUCACCUGCGGCUAAAAGCUCGCUCUUUUUUGUUUAAUAAACUACUUAAGUGACCCUCAAGGCAUACUUGCGGACACAACACAAUAUAUUUCGUUUGUUUUCUAUUUUCUGUCAGCCUUAAGUCCUUAAUUAAUGGAAUAGUAAGGACGAAUUUCAAUGCAGAAAAAGAAAAAAAGCGCGCAGGGUCGAUAUUGGGUCAGUUUUUAUUAAAAAUAGGCUUAAAAGGCAUCUAAGGGAGUUGUCUAUGGCGAAUUAUUGAAGUGAAACGCUCGCGUUUUUUUUCAAGGUAAUCAUCAAGCAAGACUUCCUAAGGCACCUCGAUAAAUUUGUUUGGGAAACUCCAAAGCUGUGAGAAUUAAUUGACGGAAGUGAGGCGAAACUUUACAGUUUCGUGUUUUGUCAUAGGCUAUUCGUAUGAUUGUUCCUCCUUAAAAUAAUUUGAAAAGCCUCGUUAUUUUCUUUCUUCCGGUUAUAUCGAAACACACUUGAAAGCGAUAGUUGGAUCAGGGAACACUUUCGAGCGUGAAAAAUCGCAGCUAAAACGACUGGAGCAACACACGUGUAGGAUUGCGGUGAUAAAAAGAAUAGAACAAUCACAGAAACACAACGAGAAUAAUUUCAAGAAGAACAAGAAGAAUUUCGGCUUCCAGCUUUGUACUUCGGAUAACUGCGGGCCGCAGACAAAGCUCUGUUGGAGGUAAAGAAAUUGUUUUGAUUGUUUUGGUUCCAGAUCUUUCACUAGGUACAGCUUAACUUGAAUAGAAACCAAGCUGUAUUGUGCUGUCAAACAGAAUACUUUAAACCUUCUAGAAAUUUGAAAAAUCUGAAAAUUUGCAUGUUGGGCCAUUCCAAAGCCAUUCUGAGACUGAACGAAGGAUGGAAUGUCCACUUUGCCUUUCAAGUGCCAUAAAUGAGAUUCUUUUUAUUUGUUUUUGAUCCGCUAAUAGUAUCAAAAAAAAUUUCCAUCUGACAGGUUCAAAAGUUUCUUUUAAGAAAUACGGACAAAACGAUGGUUUUUAAUAAACUGUUGGCCGAAAUCAGCGGAACCAAAAAAGGCUUUAAACUAUAAUGAAAAAAUGGAUCGAGCAUCCUCUUUAUAUUAGAACGCGUAUACUCAUCAUAUAGUUCGAUUCCUUGCCGCCACAUUUAGUUAAUCGACGGAUUUACGAAAUGCAAUGCUUCCAAAAGAAGAAAACGUAUUGUUCGUGAGGGAAAAUAAAGUCUAAAGCGAGGAAAAAUGCGCAAUAUAUUUUCCUUUUUCGGAAGCCACGGACUAUGAAUAACGCAAACUUAUGAGUAAAGCGCACUUUAUUAGACAAACGAUAAAAAUAAAUUAAAAUUGGUUGCUUUGUUUUCUGAAAAUCUAAGUACGACAUGUUUGACAGUUUUCGUCUACUGUUUCCAGUAGCUUACCACCUUAGUCAGUUAAUGGACGUCGAUGUUUGGUGAUCAAACAAUUGACUUAGAAACUCCGAAUUUGCGGAGCUGUAUAAGUUGUUGACACACGGUAGGCAAGCCUAUAUAAAUGGCAUAAUAUGUAAAUGCCAUUUUAUUUUCUCAAGACAGUUUUGGAUACAACCAUGCGAAUGAGAGCACCUUCAUCGCCUUUCAUUGAAAGAGUGUGAAUCGCUAGUGAAUGCGUACAUUAAACCAGCUUAAAACUUAAAAUGGAAGACAAUAUUUGUGCUUGAAGAAGCAAGGGCUAAUAGCAGUGUUUUGAUUCCAUGGCAACGAACAAAAAAAUAUUGUCACCUUUCUCAUGCACCUGUUGGGCCAAUUGUUUUGUAACAACAUUGAGGGGUGGCCUCAAUCUAAAAAGAGCGUGAAAGCCUAUGGAGUUUGCCACAAAUCAUAACAAUUAAUGCUCCCUAUUGCAGCCAGUUUAUUAUGAGAAAUAUUCGGUAGUCAGCGACUACGCUUCAAAGAAAGAAAACAGACCGAGAUUUAGAAAAAUAUACGCAACUCGAAGCGACCGCAAUGCGAGCUAACGAAGUAAAUGGUAGGUUACGUAUGCACGAGUUAACGUGACUAAGAAAGCUUCGCAAAUGGAAAAUAAUUGUCUCAGCGACAAAAAAAGUCGUUGCGCAAUUUAGGAUGCGCAAAGCUGGAGAACGUUCGACUUUCAUGGCGACUUAACAAAACAGGUUGUCAUGCAGUGACGAAAGAGGCGAUUUCCGCAAGAAAAACUGAAAUCACUUGACCUUCGAUUUUAAAUAUCGACAAUUUUGUUAGAAAUCAUCCAUUUGUUUGACAGUCGAAUGCACUGGUUUUUAUUGCCUUUAUUUCUCUGCCAAGCUUUGGAGACGCCUCAACAAGCAGAGGAAGUGUUAGGCUAAAAACAACGCUAGAUUAAUAUAAGCGAGAUUAAGGUCUCUUGUUUAAAUAAUGUGCUUAACCAAUACUUAGUUUCGGACGUAGAUUUAGUUUUGCUUUCAGAUUCUACACAAAACAAAACACUGCUCAAAUAUUCUAUAGUCUUAUGUUACAAUGCGAUGUCUUCCUCUGAUGUUUUCUCUCUAAAUUAAAGUCAUAAAUCUCUCUCAUGUAGGAGGCAGACAAGAGUAAAGAGGCAAAGAAGUCAGAAAGGAAUGCCUUGUAGGGUGAACGAGAAGAAACAUGGAUAACAGAACUGAAAAUUGCCGAAGAUUUCCACCAAGGAGUAAAUUUAACGACGAAGAAUCGACCGCAGUUUUGCGGCUGAUUGUAGAGCAGGAACGCCUCCUUAAGAAGCCGAUAAAUCCAGUUUUAAACAUAAACAGUGACAAACUCAAGAGACUUCCGCCUUUGGGCGGAAAAAUGCUCGAUCAUGCUUCGCUUGAUGUUACUGCUUUAGAAUCGCAUCGGACUCAAAGAAGGCCAAGGUUAGACGAAGACAUCGUACUCAGCAGGCCAACACUUUUAAAAGGGAAGGAAUUAAGAGCAACUGAAGAACCUGCGUCAAUGGGAAGGCCCAAGGUUCCCGAGAUUUACAGCACGCCGAAAAUCGCGCGGCCUAGAGAACGCGAGAGACCUCGCGCGUCCUAUGGAAGAUCUACCCAGGCACGUAGCCACAGCUGGGAAUCACUCGCUCGAGCAAAAAGUCUCGAGGAAAACCAAAGCUAUUCUGCGGACGAGUUUGUUUUGGAAAGACCGUCAAAUCCGACUCCACUAUUACAAGCAGACAACUUAUUAAGCCAAGGUAAUGUAUCGAGGCCUGCACCAGACAUUGGCAACGAAAGUGACGAGGACGUGAUGAACAUUAGAGAGCAACAUCCUUCUUACAUAAACUAAUGCUGAUUGGGAUCCUAAAAUAUAAAGAAAAGAAGCAAAUGUUGACAAGAGUUAAUACGGAUGAAAAGCAUUCGAGGUAGGAGAAGUAAGAGAUAGCUCAGCGAGGAACAGAGUUGUGAGCUUGAGAUGUCGCAAAUAAAUGUUACUCAAAAUUUAGCGAGAUUUCAAGACCCUAAAGCUAAAUGAAAGGAGAACGCAAACGCGGAAGUCGACAACAAAAUGCAAUGUUUGGUUUUACAGCAUCUGGAAGACGUUUAGCUUAUUCAUUUGCUCCUCACUAUAGAGAACUGAUUUAAAAUUGAUGGAACUAAUCACGAGUCACCAAACCGCACAAGUGACUGAACUCAUCCGACAACGUAAUGGCGCUCGAUGAUAGCCCAGGAUAUAAAGACAUUUUCUCGAUGCAGAAAACUAUCUACGCUACGGAUUCAGAGCUGUUCGUUGGUUCCGCGUUUCAAGCUGAGAUUUUUUGUCACAAGGUAAAGGGACCAUUAAGCCCUAUGGUAGUUUUGUUCUUCAAAAAAAGAAUGGUAUAGUGUAGCUAACAGUUGCUGUCGAAAAAAAUAGUGAACUUUUGUUUUCAAGAUCAAUUGACUUGAGGAGGUAUUCAAACAAAACUAGGACUAGGCGGAAUAAGAAAAGAAUACUGAAUGACGCAAAUUUAUUUUUAUACGAAACUAAGAAAAACAACUUUUGUAAGUUAAAUACAACUUAAUUCCCAAUACCCAUAAUCGAUGAAAAAACAAAAAUAUAUCAUAAAGCCCUCGAUGUUGCCCUGUUUAAUGUUCAGUGAGAUUUACAAGUAGACAGUUAAUUUUUCGGUUAUACCUAUUAAAAGUUUCAAGCCAAUACCAAUUCAACGAACGACGUGCUCUGUCAAAGCAAAUAUUACUCUAUAAAUAACGCAUUUACGGUUUAUUGUCGAAUAGAAUUUCUGCAAGCAUCUGAAGAUCUUAGAUUCCAGUUCUAAAAUUGACAAUAUGCCUUUAACAGAGAGAGGUGUGCAUGCGCUGAAAAAAGAUAUAUUAUCAAAACAAAUUUAGAAGCGCGGCCACCACAAAAAAAUUUAUUUGUGGACAUGAAAUUUUACAGUAGAUUUAAGUACAAGGUUAGCCGUCCGGGUCAAUUUAACCGCAUAGAGACAUGACAAAAAGACAACAUUAAUCUUUAUAU